ACGCUGUACUUCCCUGUUCCUGCUCCUCCCAGCUCAAAGAUGGCAGCCAUGGGACAGAGAUGAGAGACGACACCAAUUCAGGAGUUUUGACAUGAAACAGCACUGGGGCGGAACGUUUUAGCGGUUCUCUGCAUGUUUUUGACAUGACAACGAUAUAAUUUGUGACUACCCAAUGUGUCGCGCUACGAAGACAGCUAAAGGAUUCGGAAAUGGGAUGUUUUCCUGUAGGCUAAGCUAGCAAGCCACGGUUAGCAAAUAAAUGAACUUGUCUCUUCUGCUAUACAAGAAGCAAGCAGCUGCUCUGCACACGGUGUACUGACAUCUUGCAAGCUCAGUUUCAUCAUGGCCAUCACUCAGUUCCGUCUUUUCAAGAUCUGCACAUGUCUAGCCAGCUUACUUUCUUUCUUCAAAAGGUUGAUAUGCAGGAGUGGUAGGGGUCGAAAGCUCAGUGGUGAUCAAAUAACUCUCCCAACAACGGUGGAUUUUUCAUCAUCUGUACCAAAAAAGCCAGAGAUUGAAGAAUGGAGCUCUUGGGAUGAAGAUGCUCCUACAAGUAUCAAGAUUGAAGGUGGCAAUGGAAACGUUUCUCCUUCACCCAAUGACGUCGAUGAAGAGCCUGACUACUUCAAAGAUAUGGCUCCCACCAUCAGGAAAACACAGAAGAUAUUGCUGAAGAAAAGGGAGCCUUUGAACUACCCGGUGCCUGACGGCUCAGCAGGUUUCUCCAGCAGACUGGCAGCCUCUCAGGAUAUGAUGACCUUCAGUCCACCCUCAGCGGAACUGGGAGAGAUGGACACAUGGCAAGGGGAUGCAAACGCCUGGGAGGACGAGUCUGAGGCUGCCUGGGAAGCAGAGGAGGUGCUCAGACAGCAGAAGAUGGCUGAGAGAGAAAAGCGGUCCAUGGAGCAGCAAAGGAAGAAGAUGGAGAAAGAGGCUCAGAGGAUGAUGAAGAAGGAGCAGAAGAUUGCCGUCAAGCUCUCGUAACAUUUUUAGAAAUGCUCACUUUCGAGCCAAAGGGAUUGGGUGGGGGCAAAGACACUAAAUCAUCCGUUACUCUGUCUUUAAAUUCAUCAGACCGGCCAGGAUUAUCGCCCUUCGCCACUUACCUGUUCGCAAACUGUCCUCCUUCUCCACCUUGUUUCCACCAACAGCCAUUUCAGUCCGUUACCAGCUGCAGCAGUGUAAAAUACAUCGAGCACCCAGCGUACUCACUGAUCAUGAGGCAAGGUCAUUUUGGUCAUUGAGGAAGAGCUGUAUUUAUACAGUCCAGAUCAUCUUAGGUUAAAGGUUAGAUGCAGCAUUAGAUUCUGAUUAAAUCUGUCAGCUAGUGUAGAAAAAAAUUCUGUUUUGGUUUUUCCCAGGAGCAUUUGUAAAUAAACUGGUACCUGUGCUACCUUUUUGAAUCUCAAAUAGGGAGUACAAUUCCUUUUCUUUGUCAUAUUUAUAACCUCAAAGGACGAAGGAGUGUAAUUUAACGUUAAGCGUCACUGUAUACCAGUGACAUCCCUCUGCUUCAUUUGAUUCUUGUGUUUUUAUAUUUAUGUCGUUGUCUUAAAACUUGAUUUUCUUUUUUUCUAAUGGAUGUUGCUUGAUUUUUCACAUUAUCUCCCUUUGCUGUGCAGCCCUUGAUACACUGGAAGUCUGCAUCAAAAUGAAAGCAGAAAAAGUUCAAUGUGAUCAUAGAUAAAUGACCAUAGAUUAGAAUCUAGCCCAACUGUUAAUGUUAGCUGUGGGUUCCUAUGGUAAUCUCAUGGCUACUAAUAGAUCUUCUAUUUGUUCUCAGCCUUUGUCAUCUUUUCAUAUCAAAGGAAGCUAUCCAGUUAUCACAGCAUUUUUAAAAUGUGUUUCUUUUUUACCCUAGGGGGAGGGAAUGUUCUUCUGCUCUUAAAUAGUUGAUACACUCACUGCUCAGGCGCUGUCUUCAUAAAACAUGGAUCAGCAUCAGCACAGUAAUGUCAGACCUGGUCAUGUUGCCCAAUAAGGAUUUAAAAUAAAGUGUUGCUCAUUUUCUCAUCAAAGCUAACACAUGAAGUUGAUGGUUUUGACUCAGCAUCCUGUAAUGCACUGCUAUAAUGAAAUUACCAGGCAGGGUUGGAAAACAUCAGUACCAGUGCCAAUGGGCAAGCUGUCAUGGAAACGUUGGCAGGUGAAGAAGGUCUCUUAUAAAUUUAAAUGUGCAGACAUGAUACAAAAUGUCUCUAGUCUGUAAUGCCUGGAAUUGACUCAGGUGGAGCUGAGAGAGGCACAUGUCUACGUUAAAUGUUACAAUUGGAAAAGCUUUGCAAGCUCUUAAAUGCGUCUAAAGAAAUACUGGAUACAUUUUACACAGAAGUGAUUUAUUGACACACUCAUGAGGUGCUGAUUCUGUUAAAACAUGAAUGAUAUAAUGAAAUGAGUGCAUGAUCAGCGCUAAUACUUUAAUUCAACACAGGUGGGGUUUUUUGUUGUUUUUUUGUUUUUUCAAGGGAACUCGGCGAACUAUCUAUGUGGGUCAGUGUUUUCUUUGGAGAGGCUUUUUUUUCCCUUGGUUUUCAUUGAGAAACGCUGCAUGUGGUUCUGUUCUGUCAUUUUGCACAUUUAAGUUUUUUCCAAAACUGAAACACAGAACCCCUUUGUUUCUCAUCCUUUUCCUGUCAUUGAUGUGUGAGACAUAGUGUUAUGGAAUGCUCAUGGUUGAGCGGGAAGGACUUCAAAAGCUCGAUCAGUUCUGAAGGUUUGGCAGAUUGUAUGCCUGCUGUAUUAGUCCUACACAGGUUUUUAAUAAAAUGAUUUGAUUCAUACCUCUC
Molecule: messenger RNA, 2786 nt
Organism: Acanthopagrus latus (yellowfin seabream)
Lineage: Eukaryota; Metazoa; Chordata; Actinopteri; Spariformes; Sparidae
Gene: ebag9
Product: estrogen receptor binding site associated antigen 9
Exons: 7
Coding region: 343-984 (213 amino acids)
Cellular component (GO): secretory granule
Source: RefSeq, a predicted model, not a curated record